AUGCCAUUAGAGGCUAUAAAGCCGCUUAUCAGCUGUGCCCGUGGAUGUCCCGCGAGAGUGAAGCGCCUAGGAUCGAUAUGGCUAGCUGGGUUUACAUUAUUCACACACUGGGACCGUGAAGGUAAUAGGACAAUGCUCCACGUCCAUCAGCCUACCGGCUGGCCAGGUGUGAGUCUGCCGUUGGCUGUGCGCAGUUCAGCUGCCGUGGUGGAAGAGCACCCAGCAGAGGAGUAA
Messenger RNA from Nezara viridula (southern green stink bug), 234 nucleotides. Lineage: Eukaryota; Metazoa; Arthropoda; Insecta; Hemiptera; Pentatomidae. The record is from the annotation of a GenBank genome assembly.